Molecule: messenger RNA, 5084 nt
Organism: Clarias gariepinus (North African catfish)
Lineage: Eukaryota; Metazoa; Chordata; Actinopteri; Siluriformes; Clariidae
Product: NACHT, LRR and PYD domains-containing protein 12-like
Exons: 18
Coding region: 97-3663 (1188 amino acids)
Molecular function (GO): protein binding
Source: RefSeq, a predicted model, not a curated record
AAGCACUAUCUGUAGGUGUAAUGGAGCCAGUAGGAGUAUUCAGAAAACAGCUAAAAAUAAGAUGAUCAUAUCAAGUCAGAAAUGCAGGAGUGACAGAUGGCAGCUAUGAAUGAGAGCCCAUCAUCAGAAAUGCCCCGGAGAGGGCUGGAAGAUUCUGAAAUAGCAAUUAAUAAACACCAAGCUGGUCCUGUGUGCGAAAACAUAAAACCAGCUUCCUGUGUAUCAAGCUGUGUGUCAAUGAAAAGUGAUCAUUCAAUGAACCCUCCAGUGAAGUUUCAGGAACCAUCAAGCAUUCCCAGGGUAAAACCAGCUUUACCUGCAGCAAGCUGCCUUUCCAUGAAAAGUGACAAUUCAAUGGACCCUCCAAUGAAGUUUCAAAGUGAAAUAACACAACCACAAAGGGUAAACCCGGCUUCACCUGCAGCUAGCUGUCUGUCCAUGAAAAGUGACAAUUCAAUGGAACCUCCAAUGAAGUUUCAACGUGAAAUAACACAACCACGAAGGAUAAAACCAGCUUUACCUGCAGCAAGCUGCCUUUCCAUGAAAAGUGACAAUUCAAUGGACCCUCCAAUGAAGUUUCAAAGUGAAAUAACACAACCACAAAGGGUAAAACCAGCUUCACCUGCAGCUAGCUGUCUGUCCAUGAAAAGUGACAUUUCAAUGGAACCUCCAAUGAAGUUUCAAAGUGAAACAACACAACCACAAAGUGUAAAAGCAGCUUCACCUGCAGCUAGCUGCCUGUCUAAUAAUUCAAUGGACCCUCCAAUAAAGUUUCAAAGUGAAACAAUACAACUACAAAGCGUAAAACCAGCUUCACCUGCAGCUAGCUGCCUGUCUAUGAAAAGUGAUAAUUCAAUAGAACGUCCAAUAAAGUUUCAAAGUGAAACAACACAACUACAAAGUUCAAUCCAACAGGAGUCAUCACCGGGACCUGGCUGUUCAUCUCUUAGGUUGAAACAAAGUGAAUUGUCCCCAUUAAAGUGCUCAAUAUUUCCUGACCAAGAAUCAUCCCUGCUAUUAAAAUCCAUUCUAAAGCGUCAAUUCCAGCGAUUAUCUAAUGGACUUCAAAGAGAUGGAUCUUUAACACUCCUGAAUGACAUCUACACAGAGCUUUACAUUACAGAGGGAGGAAGCGGAGAAGUUAAUAAUGAACAUGAGGUGAGACAGAUUGAGACAGCAUCAAGGAUUCACCAGUCAGUAGACGACAAGCCAAUCAAAUGCAAUGACAUCUUUAAACCUUUACAAGUACAAGAUUCAGUCAUCAGGACCGUGCUGACAAAGGGAGUUGCUGGCAUUGGAAAAACAGUCUCUGUGCAGAAAUUCAUUUUGGACUGGGCUGAGGGCAAAGCAAAUCAGGAUGUCCAGUUCAUAUUCCCACUUCCCUUCAGGGAGCUUAACUUGCUAAAAGACCAAUGCUUUAGUCUGGAGGAUCUCGUUUGCCAUUUUUUUCCACAGCUAAAAGAAACAAAGUUUAAAAAUUAUAGAAUGCAUAAAACUGUGUUUAUUUUUGAUGGGCUUGAUGAGUAUCGCUUACCCCUGGAUUUUCGAAACACUAAGGUUGUAAGUGAGGUAAAUAUCCCUACCUCAGUUAAUGCUUUACUGACAAACCUCAUCCAGGAAAAUCUUCUUUCUUCUGCACGUGUUUGGAUCACCUCCAGACCAGCAGCAGCUAGUCAAAUUCCUCAUCAGUUCAUUAGUCAGGUCACUGAGAUCCGAGGAUUUGACGAUCCUCAAAAGGAAGAGUACGUAAGGAAGAAAAUCAGCGACCAAAGCCUGGCCAAUGAUGUCAUCAAACAUUUGAAGUCAUCAAGGAGCCUCUACAUCAUGUGCCACAUACCUGUGUUUUGUUGGAUUUCAUCGACUGUUUUGGAGAAGAUGUUAAAAGACCCAGAGAGCAAAACAAUUCCCAAGACUCUGACUCAGAUGUACACACAUUUUCUCAUAAUUCAGACACACAUUAGAGAGGAAAAGUAUAAUGAGUUUGAGCAGAGUGAUCCCAAAGAGAUGAUUAUUAAAUUAGGAGAGCUUGCCUUCAAACAGUUGCUAAAAGGCAAUUUGAUCUUCUAUGAGGAAGACCUGAACGAGUGUGGCAUAAAUGUUAAGGAUGCAGUCCUGUACUCAGGAAUUUGCACCCAAAUCUUCACAGAGGACUUUGAGCUUCUCUAUAGUGAAGGAAAGGUUUUCUGCUUUGUACACUUAAGCAUUCAAGAACAUCUUGCAGCUUUGUAUGUGCACAUAACCUUUAACUUAGGAAACAACACUGUGCUUAACCAGUGGAACCCGACAAAAUGCGCCAUGACAUUUCCAUGUUUGUCUCUCAGUGAUCUCCACAAGCAUGCUGUGGACAAAGCCUUGCAGAGUAAAAGUGGGGAGUUUGACCUGUUCCUCCGUUUCCUUCUUGGCAUCUCUCAGGAGAGCAAUCAGUCUCUACUGCAAAUGCUGUUGCCACAGAUAUCAGCAUGCAGUUCCCAAAGUGUUCAAGAAACAAUCGAGUACAUCAAGAUCCGGCUCAGGAUGAAUCUUAGUCCAGAAAAGUAUAUCAACCUGUUUCACUGCCUAAAUGAACUCAAUGACUUUUCUUUGGAGGAAGAGAUACAAAACUUUCAGAAAUCCAGGCGUCUCGCCAAGACGAAGCUUUCCACUUCACAGUGGUCUGCUCUGGUGUUUGUGUUGUUGACUUCAGGAAAUGCACUAGAUGUCUUCGACCUGAGGAAAUACUGCAUAGACAAUACAAAUGAAUGUCUUCAGAGAAUGCUGCCUGUUGUGCUGGCGUCCAGAACAGCUGAAGUCAGAAACUGUAACCUCUUAGAAAAAGGCUUUCAAGCUUUGACCUCAGCUCUCAGCUCAAAGUCUUCGUGCCUCAGAGAACUGAAACUCAGCGAUAGUGUUUUGCAUCAGUCUGGCAUGAAAAUUCUUUCUGAAGGUCUUCAAAGUCGACACUGUAAACUGGAAAUUCUGGAGAUGUCUAGUUGUGAUAUUCAAGCAGAAGAUUGCAGGCCCUUUGCAUCAGCCUUUAAUUCAAACCCUUCACACCUGAGGGCACUUGACCUGAGCUUCAAUCCCUUCGGUGAAUCAGGAAUCAUUUUUCUCUCUAAAGUUUUGCGGGAUCCACAGUGUAGGCUGGAGAAAUUAAAGCUUAUUGGCUGUGAACUAAACAGCCAAAGCUGUGCAUACCUGGCGGCAGUCCUGAAUAAUAACUCCCGCUUGGUUGAAUUGGAUUUGAGUAAAAAUACUCUUAAGUACCAUGGAGUAUAUCAUCUCUCUAAGGGCCUGGGAAAUCCUUCCUGUAAUCUGAGUGUCCUAAGACUCUCAGACUGUGGCAUCAACCCCGGUGCCUGCCGCUCACUUUGUAAUGCUCUUGAUUUAAACCCCUCUCACCUGAGUGAGCUGUGUCUGAGCAGGAAUCCAGGAAUUGGGGACACAGGAGUACAGCACAUCUCUGAUUUUAUAAGCAAGCCCUGCUGUAAGCUGGAGAAGCUAAGUUUGUCAUUCUGUUCUGUCACUGACAAUGGUUAUACUGCUCUGGCCUCGGCUCUCAAACUGAACCCAUUACAAAUUAAAGAGCUGGAACUAACAGGGAACCAACGAGGAAGCUCUGGACAGGGAAAACUUUUGGCUCUACAACAGCAUAAAGACUACAGGCUGGUAAAAUUAAAGAUUUAGAAGAUCAACUCACUGCUGCAUGAAACAAAUAUAACUGUGUCCUGCCAUGUCCUCUCAUCAGUCAACAAAUGACCGGUUUGAAAAAAAAAAAAACAAGAAAGCAAUGGAAGUGCUAAAAGGAAAGGACUAUUCACCCUGGUCUUUGUCUGUUUUCAAGCUAAUACUAUGCAGUGCAGAUGGGUGUCUUCUGAGAUAUGGUAGUUGAUUGCAUUAAGAAUAACUAAGUUUGUGUGUGUGGAAAUACUGUAUGUUGAAUGUACUGCAAGAAUAACUAGAUGAAUGAAAUAAGUACAUGUCCAAUCAAAGCACACAAAUACGCUCAACUGAGCUUUAAUGCUCUAUCAUUGGUCUCAUUCUCUCUACCAUUUUACUUGUAAUACUCCAUGUGAUAUUAGUGGCUUGGUGAUGGAUUCAUUUUAAAUACAUUAUACAAAAUGGAUUUAGUUCUUUAUGCCAUCACUGUUUAUAACUUUUCAAUUGUCUUACUAUGAUAUUCUUCAAAUCCGCUCCAGAAUUUACCUAGGAGAGGAAUAUCUUUUAUCACCAGUGAUGUUUGUGAAUGAUUAUGUGUAGAGUUCACACAGACACAUGAAUCUCUUCUGUAUGUUGGUGACAAGUUAUCUGUCAAUUUUCAAGGAUUAUGCAGUCUAAUUGCUAAAUUGCAGCGGGCUCCGAGCCACCUUGGCUGGGAUAAGCAUUUAAGGAGGUAUGGCCGCCUUUACUGCAGCUAAGAGUCUCAUCACCAUGCUGUGUUUGAAAUCUUAUUUAGUUUUGAGUAGCUAUACAAAUCAUAGCAAAAAAAGUUAACAUUAUUCAAACCUAUUGUACAUUAUUUGUUUAAAAUGAUGAAGAAUGUCCUGGUAUCAAACUAUGUCUUGUACAUGACGUGCAUGACAUCAUGUUUUAAUCCAGAAGCUCUGAGACACUGAGACAUGUCCCCUUCUGUUAUUUUGUCAAUCCUAUGUCCGUAAACACAACGGGAACUACACUUUAUUUGUACUGUAAAUAGUGUUUGUCUAAUAUAUGUCUAGUAUGAUCUGUAUUAUUUUUGCAUAUUCCUAAUUAUUUAACCUUAACAACAAAAAGAAACAGAAGAAUGUGGCACAAAAAGUAAUAAAAUGUAAAAAAUAUUGUAAAACAAACAAAAAAAUACAUUGAUUAUUUUCUUUAUUCUGAUUUCAUUUCCUUUUGAAAUACAACCUAAUUUUAGUAGCAAUUUCAUCUUGUGGUCUGAACUUAUUUUGUGUUGAACUAAAACCAUAAAAGAAAGCCAGCUGCAUUUGAGACACAGCAGGGUGUUGCUCCUGGACACUUGAGAGGAAGAAAUACAACUGGCCCUGAAUUCCCAACGGAGCUGAAGUAAUCCAGAGGACUCCAACGAAAGAAAGAAAGGAAUGCAUGGAAACCUCUUGAGACUGCAA